AUGGCGAGCACUCGCCUUGCGGUUCUCUACCAUCGGACGAUCAUGGUGACGGAGAGGGGGGCAACGCUUUCGUCAGGUCCGCGGCAGUGCGCGUCGUCGAGGGAGAGCGCCGGGCCCGCGGACAUGGACGGCGCGGAGGCCGGAGGGGGCUGCACGCCGUCGCGCGCCCUGCCUGAUGCGGAGGACGCUGGCCCACUACAUCAGCCCGCGCUCGAAGCCAUCACAGCAUCCCAGCGAAGGGUGCUCGGCGCUGAGGCGGCCUUCACAGCAGGCUGGCAGACGCUUGAUGCCAUAGAUCUCGAGGCCACGCUUCGCAAGCGCGUCCUCACACUGCAAAGCGUGCCGGUGCCUUUGCGCAGCAUGCCGCGCACUGCCUUCCGAGCUGGGCUCCAGCUCGUUGCGGAUGAGAACUCCGCUGACUCAUAG
Molecule: messenger RNA, 426 nt
Organism: Symbiodinium sp. CCMP2592
Lineage: Eukaryota; Dinophyceae; Suessiales; Symbiodiniaceae
Source: the annotation of a GenBank genome assembly